Tachyglossus aculeatus (Australian echidna) is the source of this 830-nucleotide messenger RNA. RefSeq names its product derlin 3 (gene DERL3). NCBI's taxonomy places the organism in Eukaryota, Metazoa, Chordata, Mammalia, Monotremata, Tachyglossidae. Gene Ontology annotation, cellular component: Hrd1p ubiquitin ligase ERAD-L complex; endoplasmic reticulum membrane. The record is from RefSeq and is a predicted model, not a curated record. Gene Ontology annotation, biological process: endoplasmic reticulum unfolded protein response. The transcript is spliced from 7 exons. Gene Ontology annotation, molecular function: misfolded protein binding; ubiquitin-specific protease binding. Bases 48 to 746 code for a protein of 232 amino acids.
GCCCUGCCGUGCCCUGCCGUGCCCUGGCCGGCGUCCCCGGGCCCACGAUGGCGCAGCAGGGCCUGGCGGCCGAGUACCUGCAGGUGCCGGCGGUGACCCGCGCCUACACCACGGCCUGCGUGCUCACCACCGCCGCCGUGCAGCUGGAGUUUAUCACCCCAUUCCAGCUCUACUUCAACCCCGACCUCAUCUUCAGGAAGUUUCAGGUUUGGAGGCUCAUCACCAAUUUCCUCUUUUUCGGACCCCUGGGAUUCAGUUUCUUCUUCAACAUGAUCUUUCUGUUCAGAUACUGCCGGAUGCUGGAGGAGGGCUCUUUCCGCGGAAGGACGGCAGAUUUUGUCUUCAUGUUCCUCUUUGGGGGCUUCCUCAUGACGCUGUUUGGGCUCCUGGCCAGCCUGUUCUUCCUGGGCCAGGCCUUCACCAUCAUGCUGGUCUACGUCUGGAGCCGGCGCAACCCCUACAUCCGCAUGAACUUCUUCGGGCUCCUCAACUUCCAGGCCCCCUUCCUGCCCUGGGUCCUCAUGGGCUUCUCCUUGUUGCUGGGCAACUCCAUCAUCAUCGACCUGCUGGGGAUCGCCGUGGGCCACAUCUACUAUUUCCUCGAAGAUGUCUUCCCCAACCAGCCCGGGGGAAAGAAGCUGCUGCUGACGCCAGGAUUCCUGAAACUACUCUUUGACACUCCGGAAGACGACCCCAACUACAAUCCCCUCCCCGAGGACGGGCCGGAGCAGCCCCCGCGGCAGUGAGGAGGUGGUCCCCCGCUUCCACCCUCGCCCCCCUCUCCCCUUCCUCUGUGCUGUGGCCCCCCCGAGCACCCGGCCCUUCAAGAC